CCUCCAGUCCAGGUGGUGGCAGUAAUUUGCCCGAAAAUUCAAAAUAGGGGCGGCAAAGCUGCGGUGGAAGAGAAGAGGAGAGCAGCACAGCCACCGUCUGAACAGUCAGCAGCAAUGGACCUGAAGCAGUUUGAAGCGGACAACUCCGGCAGCUUCAGGCUGGCCUCUCGGAUUCCCGAUGUGUGCAGGACGGAGGACUGCUGCCUGGGAGUGGAUGAGGCAGGCAGAGGUCCUGUACUCGGACCGAUGGUGUAUGGGAUUUGUUUUUGUCCUGUUUCAAAAAGGGAGGAGCUGAAGGAUCUGAAAGUAGCAGAUUCAAAGACGCUAAAUGAGGCUGAAAGAGAGAAUCUGUUCCAAAAACUGGAUGAAGCACAAAACUACGUAGGCUGGGCUUUGCAGAUCCUUUCGCCCAACAUGAUCUCCACCAGCAUGUUGCAGAGGACAAAGUACAACCUGAAUGCCCUGUCACAUGAUACAGCCAUCGGUCUGAUCCAGUACGCCUUGGACAGUGGAGUACAGCUUAAGGAGGUGUACGUGGACACAGUCGGACCAGCAGAGAAGUAUGAGGAGAAGCUGUCCCAGCGGUUCCCUGGCAUCCAGGUGACUGUGAGGCCUAAAGCCGACUCCCUCUUUCCUGUUGUCAGCGCGGCCAGUAUCUGUGCAAAGGUUGCCAGAGAUCGCGUUGUGAAAGGCUGGAACUUUGCAGAAGACCUGGGGGAGAUAGAUGCAGACUAUGGCUCAGGAUAUCCCAAUGACCCCAAAACUAAAGAGUGGCUGCUGAAGUACCUGGACCCUGUGUUUGGUUACCCUCAGUUUGUCAGAUUCAGCUGGAGCACAGCUCAGACUCUCAUGGACAGCAAGGCGGUGCCUGUACACUGGGAUGAUGAUGAAGAGGAUGGGGAGAAGGCGGCGCAGCGGCAGAACAACCGUUCCAUGUUGUCUUACUUCAGCGCAUCAGCAGAAGGCGACAGAGCUCAGCAGACUCACCGUUUCUUCUCGGAGAGGAGGCUGAAGAGUUUAAAGUCACUCUGAAGAGGCAUCAGAACAUGUGACUCACAUCCUGGACAUUGGAGGCUCAUUUGGUGAAUAUUCUCCUGCAGCACAAACGACUAAGCUGUUCACAGAGUGUGAAAAAUCAUCAUUAGUUGAUUUAUCCGUGAUCUAAACUGGAAUCUUUGAUAUUAUUUUUAAUAAAUAAAAUAAUGUGUUAAACAUGCUUUCUCCAGAUUCUUGUUCAAAAUGAUUCACUGAGCAACUGGCCACAAUAUAUUUUAUGUAAAGACUCAGGUUUGGAACCCUGUAGUGGUUAAGUUUCAAGCAAAACACUGUUUACACCAACAAAAGAUAAUUCUGUAGCUCUUUUUUUAGCCAAUCAGGUUACUCAAAAGUGGGUUCCAUCACAAUCUCAUCUGUGCUCGCAUUUACCCAUCCACACUUAUUCACUCAUUCAGUGUGUGCCCAGGAGUCUAUCAUUUUUGUAGAGAUCAAACAUUAUGCAUAACAUAUAUAAUUCGAUAUUGAGUAUCUUUAACUGUCCCUCCUGUUGUCCUCGGGUCAAAAUGACCGAGAUUUGUAUGUGUUUUCCUUAUACACAGAAAAUAAGGACAACAGGAGGGUUAAAUGGGUGGAUGAACUAAAUAUUCAGGUUCAUCCACCCAUUUAAUCGAUGGAUCAAUUAAAAAGCAAACAAGUAAAAGAUAAAUGCCAACAUGUUCCCUUUUUAGAUUUUAAUAUGUUAAAAAUUUAGCUCUAAGGAAAAAAAAAACCUGCAUAUUAUGGGCAACCAUAUUUGUAAUUACUCUUGAAUCAGUGAGGAGCCCAAAUGACCCAUGGGUCGCACAAACUUCUGGUUUAAUAAUAUUACUGCAAUUGAAAUUUUGUACAAAAUAAUCUCAGUGAAUAAUCCUGCUACCAUGUAGUUUUAUUAAGGAGUAACAGAAAUAUAACCAGCCACCAUUAGGGGGAGCUCUGUGCCCUGCUUUGUGAGUUUAAAAUUUGCUGUUCUGUCGUUUGAGAACAGCAGAUGAGAAUGUUCAGUUCCACUCUGUGACUCUCCUUGUUUUUCUUAACAUGAAUUAUUUCCAGCUGCAAAAUUUGUCUUACUGGCACCUAAAAAAAAAAGCUGAGAAGCUUCAGAGAGCUGACCGUCAGAGUGCAGCUGACCGUCAGAGCUCAGCAGCAGGUGAGGAAGUGUCGUUGCGUCACUCUGUGCCAUACAUCCAAAGAAAGCUUCUGUCAUUUCGAAACGUUCUCUGGUAUAUCGUUAAAAGUACUUAGUUCUGUCGGGAUGGUAUUGCAGAUGAUAUUGUCACUUUUAAAUUUCACCUUGAUAUUAGAAAGCAGUCCAUGCCUACUUUCAAUGGGGAAAAAUAUUUUACUUUUCAUUCAUCAAGCCAGAGACAACAGCUUGCAGGUCUUUUAAUAGAUCAUACCUCUAACACUUUCCUUCUUAGGGAGAAGACAGCUGAAAUACAAAGUCAUAAAGAUCAUGUUGAAUGUGAUUCUACAAAACGAUUAAAGUCAAAUAUUAAAUGUCCACUCAAGAGGAUUUUCUGUUAAUAAAACAUAUAAAGUGCAUCUGAAGGUGUAUAAGAUUAUUCAGAUCCAAACAGAUUCUAAAGAUGUAUUACAUGCUGUCUUUCUUUCUGAAGGCCACACAUUCUAACAUUUGCACCUUUCUGCACUCUGAGCAGACCCAUCUUUUUUUUUUUCUAGUUUUACAUGUUGUUUUCAUCAGCAUGAAAACAAAUUUGAGGUAACAUUUUGGAAGAGGCUUCUUGAUAUUACUGCAUAUUUUUUUCCACCUUUCUGAAAUCAGCACCAGUUCAAC
Molecule: messenger RNA, 2830 nt
Organism: Poecilia reticulata (guppy)
Lineage: Eukaryota; Metazoa; Chordata; Actinopteri; Cyprinodontiformes; Poeciliidae
Gene: rnaseh2a
Product: ribonuclease H2, subunit A
Biological process (GO): DNA replication, removal of RNA primer; mismatch repair
Cellular component (GO): ribonuclease H2 complex
Molecular function (GO): RNA-DNA hybrid ribonuclease activity; RNA binding
Source: RefSeq, a predicted model, not a curated record